AGCUGAUGGACUUUGGCUAUGCAGCACUACAUGCCUUCAUUCCCCUGCUAGAGCUCAUCACUGACAAAACGAGGUAGAUAAGGAAACAAACGACACACCAAAUCUGCUAACAGGGGAACUGGAGAUCCUGCUCCACCGAGCAGCUUGUGUCCCGGGAGUAAAGGAAUAGCUAAGGAUCCCAAUUCACCUAUGUGAUACCCUUUAAAGGUCCAGGAUUCAGUGGGAACCUCAGGGUAACACCUCUAAGUUGUGAUUCGUUCACUAACAGGCAGUAUCACCUGGUUUUGCACAGAAAUUAGAUGUGGUGCUACGUGCUUCUUUUUGCCAUAGCAUGGACCAUUGGGUGGCUGCUAAGGGACAGGCAGAAGAUUUCAAGAUUCUCCAACAAAUAUGUCUUUAUCUCUGGCUGUGACACUGGCUUUGGCAAUUUGCUUGCAAAGAGACUGAGCCGAAAGGGAUUCCAAGUCCUGGCUGGGUGCCUUACUCAAGCAGGAGCAGAUGACCUACAGAAAGCUUGUCCUACUGGUCUCACGUGCACUUUACUGGAUGUUACCAAUCAGGACAGUAUAAACAAGGCAGUUGAGUGGGUGAAGUCAGAGGUGGGAGACAGAGGUCUCUAUGGGUUAGUUAACAAUGCUGGGAUCGCUAAUCCUAUCGGGCCCACUGAAUGGAUGACCAUACAGGACUAUAGGAAAGUUAUGGAAGUCAAUGCAUUUGGAACCAUUGCUGUCUCUUUGAGCUUUCUGUCACUGAUAAAGAAGGCACAGGGGCGUAUUAUAAACAUGGCCAGCAUCCUUGGAAGGAUUUCAGCUAAUGGAGGAGGGUACUGCGUAUCCAAGUAUGCUGUCGAGGCCUUCUCUGACAGUUUAAGACGGGACAUGCAGCACUUUGGGGUAAGAGUGUGCAUCAUAGAGCCUGGAUUCUUUAAGACGGCUGUGACUAACCUGGAUUCUAUUGAGCGCUCCUUGCAGCUACUCUGGGAUCAGAUGCCGCCUGAGACAAGGAUGACCUAUGGGGACAAGUAUUUCCAACAAUACCUGAAAGUGCAAAGACUCAUCAUGAACUUCAUCUGUGAUCCGGAUAUCUCCAAAGUGCCCAAGUGUAUAGAACAUGCCUUGCAAGCCCGAUACCCACGCACAAGAUACAGUCCAGGCUGGGAUGCCAAGCUGGUGUGGCUACCAGCCUCUUAUAUGCCAGCAUUCAUUACAGACACUGUACUGGCUUUUGUACUUCCCAAACCCAAGCACAGUGUCCAUUAGCAAUACUAUUUAUACACUAUGUUUUAGGAUUUUUAGAGCAGUGUGUAUACUCUGCUUUAGUUAUAUUACAAUCAAAUGGCCAUGGAAAUGCGUAUCCCAUAAUGCAAAGUGAUACCCUGCUGUAUGGCAUGGCAUUAUGUCCUUGGCAAUGGCAGCUGUCUAUUACAUGUGGUGCCAUAGUGGGACAAAAUGCUCAGUGCAAAAAGACAGGUAUAAAACACAUUUUGGAUCUAAUACUUAGAAUGAGGUUAUGUGUAGGCUUGAGAUAUUUCUGUAGUGUGGAAUGAAUGAUCUUGCUCUGGUUCAUUGACCAGGGUGCAGUUUAGUGGCAUCAACAGAGAAAUCACUGAGGCAGAUAUGAGCACCCCAUGCAGUGUAGUGUGGCCUGCCUAUGAAAUGACCCAGCAGAACCCUAUUGGCCACAGGCCUAAAUACAGACAUUUUUCUAUGUUAAAUAGCUUUAACUAUUACUGUGACUUUAUGUUAAUGAAAACUACAUGUUAAAUCACUUAA
Molecule: messenger RNA, 1772 nt
Organism: Xenopus laevis (African clawed frog)
Lineage: Eukaryota; Metazoa; Chordata; Amphibia; Anura; Pipidae
Gene: rdh5.S
Product: retinol dehydrogenase 5 S homeolog
Exons: 6
Coding region: 300-1259 (319 amino acids)
Biological process (GO): steroid metabolic process; retinoid metabolic process
Molecular function (GO): all-trans-retinol dehydrogenase (NAD+) activity; oxidoreductase activity
Source: RefSeq, a predicted model, not a curated record